AUGACUGUUUCAAUUCCACCAGUAUUAGACCCCCUGCAAACACCGCCAUUGGCGGUGAUGGCCCAACAAGCGGCCUACACAGAUCGUUCGGGUCACGGGUCGGUCGGACCGGUUAUUGGUGUUCUUGCAGUGAUAACAGUAUUGGGUGCUUUAUCUGUGAUGAUCGGGCGGCUCUGUUCGGGUCGAAGAAUAAUGGGUCAUCAAGGUUACGAUUUUGAAAGGUGGGUUGAGAUCAAAUGCUCCUCAUGUAUUGAUGGAAGCUUUAAUCCUCACCCGCCAACCCGCACGGUGGCGGAGCACCAUGCCAGCAGCUCCUCCAGCGCGGUGGAGCCACUAGAUGCACCUGAAGAAGCUGGGGAAGAACAACAAGAACAACAUACGAAUUCGCGUGACGAUAAUCAUCAACAUCAAAAAGCCGAGUCUUGA
Molecule: messenger RNA, 426 nt
Organism: Fraxinus pennsylvanica
Lineage: Eukaryota; Viridiplantae; Streptophyta; Magnoliopsida; Lamiales; Oleaceae
Source: the annotation of a GenBank genome assembly